AUGUCUUUUCAUCAUAACAUUGAACAUACAGUACUAGAACAAUCUCACUAUUCAGUAUAGUCAUUUCUGCACAGAAUGCCCAAGUUCAUGCUUCUUGUCCGCGCCACCCGCGAUAGCGAGUCUGGCAUUCCACCAUCAACGGAAACGAUCUCGGAGGUGAUGAAAUACAAUAAUGAUCUUUCUAAUGCUGGCAUGUUGCUUAGCGCAGAGGGACUCUUAUCAUCCUCCACUGGAGCUCGGAUUGACUUCACCCCCGAAAACGAAUCAUCAGUGACUGCUGGUCCAUUUCCGUUUGAGUCCAUUAUCUCAGGGUUUUGGAUCAUCAAAGCGAAAGACCUCGAGGACGCAACCAUCUGGGCGCGGAAGGCGCCAUUCCGUGCUGAGGGAAGUGCUAUUGAAGUUCGACAGAUUGCCAGUCCUGAAGACUUUGGUGAGCAGAUGACUGAUGAUCUGAAGAAUAUGGAGGGAGAGCUACGUUGUAAGGCUGAGCAGAGAGCUGCUGGUGGACUGCCUUAAGAGAUAGAAUAAGGAAAUAGGAAUAACGGGGGAUAAGAGUGGCAGCAGGUUUAGUCUGAUAUCGAUGGAUAACGGAUAAGGCGGUUGGUCUUAGAGUUGAGGAUGGCCAUUCCCGAAGAAAUUCAUGUGCUCAUUUUACAAUAAUAUUAUUAUUAUAAAAUUGAGUAUUUACAGCGACAUGGAUUAUAUGUGCCUUAACCAUUAUGAUUUAGUGAGAAGAGUGAACUCAAGUUCAAGCUAUGCAUCCCCUCUUAUCAAAGUAGGACAAAUAUAGUAAUUUAUAUAGGGGUGAUAAUAUUAGAACAGGG
This is a messenger RNA of Talaromyces proteolyticus, 824 nucleotides long. RefSeq lists its product as uncharacterized. The record is from RefSeq and is a predicted model, not a curated record. The transcript has a single exon. Bases 76 to 516 code for a protein of 146 amino acids. Lineage: Eukaryota; Fungi; Ascomycota; Eurotiomycetes; Eurotiales; Trichocomaceae.